Messenger RNA from Exaiptasia diaphana, 3647 nucleotides. RefSeq names its product chondroitin sulfate synthase 2. The transcript is spliced from 5 exons. Gene Ontology annotation, molecular function: glucuronosyl-N-acetylgalactosaminyl-proteoglycan 4-beta-N-acetylgalactosaminyltransferase activity. The coding region runs from base 419 to 2875 and encodes 818 amino acids. Gene Ontology annotation, cellular component: Golgi cisterna membrane. The record is from RefSeq and is a predicted model, not a curated record. Lineage: Eukaryota; Metazoa; Cnidaria; Anthozoa; Actiniaria; Aiptasiidae.
CGUAUUUGGUGUUCUAAACUAGAGCCACCCCUAACUACACUUAAAGCUGUGAAAAAUGCAUGACUUUAAAUCAAGCAAGAUGUCCAAUCCUUUUUGUUAAUAUGUGACUAUUUUCCAGGCAAAAGGGCCGAAUUGACGAGUAGCCGUUUAGAAAGGGUCACCAACCACCUGAGUGGUCACCAGCGAAUUUCUACUCCAGUUUACGUCCAACUAUGCCAUCAAAAGAACAACGGGUUGAUGUUCAUGAAUAAAUGAUAUCGAGUCAACCAAUGGGAGAUCAUUGCCUCUGUCUUCUCGUAGCUGCUGGCAAACCUAAUUUACAUGAAGAUGAACAAUGUUUGCACAGAGCUGUUGUUUAAACAGUGUGUAGGUGGAAUUCCAUAGAUAACCAAGAAAGUUAGAAUGGAUUUAAGCUAUCAUGGAAGCUUUCCAUCGUAAAGCUUUUCAUAUAGGAGAGUUCUCCGRUACGMGUUCCUUCAACCAACGUGACACGUCCGGCUUCAGACAUCGCAAGAAGAUGAAAUCAGUUCGAUCGUGGAUACGAUUUCGGCCCGUUAUUCCMGCGAUCAUUGGAGUGAGUUUAGGAUUUGCUUUAUCGAUGUUCUAUAUUCCUAUAGUAGAACAACAAUGUCUGUACGAUCUGGAGGAGUCGCAGGCUUAUCUGAUGAAACAACGAAAUUUGAAACUUCGCGWUCAAUACGAUCCCGUAGGGGAAAACCACAAUACAGUCGUCACACAGUCUGCGCCUGAAAAAAAUGAACAUGCAACUGUUGCGCCUAAACCAAGUCAUUUUAAUGAUGGUUUACGUCCAUUUUAUAUCGCUAGUGAACUCGGCAAGAGAGAUAAAUUGUUGGUUGGUGUUUUGACUUCGGAAGACCGUCUCGAUUCACUAGUACUUGCUAUAAAUAAUACCUGGGCACCAGAUCUACCAAGGAUUCUAUUUUUCAUCCCCUAUUCUCGGGAUGCUGAAUUCCACGAUAAAUAUACAAAAGUACUUGGGAUCCCCGUUGUCCAACUUGAUGUUGAUUCUGAAGAAGACACAGCUCCUAAACUCAAAUUGUCUUUUAAAAUGUUAAAAUAUAUGUAUGAGCAUUUCAUCAAUAACUAUGAAUGGUUUAUGCGAGUUGAAGACACGACAUAUAUCAAAACUGACAAACUCUUAGAGUUUCUAAACUCAGUUAAUAGUUCUCAAAGAGUAUACAUCGGACGACCCGCACCUGCUUCGUUCAGCCACUCAGAAAGAUUUCACAACACGAAGGGUGAUUUGUACAACAGUGAGAAAUACUGUCUUGGUAAAACUGGAGUUGUUCUAUCUAGGACAACAUUGUUCAGUCUUGGUUCAAGUUUAGAUAGCUGUGUAGAGGAUUCAACAACAGAAAGCGACGAUAAAGAGCUUGGAAGAUGUAUUUAUAAUAUGCUUGGAGUACAGUGUACUUGGGGAUACGAGGCGUCUGAAAUGUUCUACGAAAUACCCGAUGAAAAACGAAUGGACCUCGUUGCCCUUAUCAAAGAGAAACAGGUGAACCACGCCUUGACUUUGUCCCCUCUACAUGACCCCCUAAUUUUCUACCAAGUCCAUCGGUACUACACUGAACUUGAACUAAAUCGAACAUUCAUCGAAACGCGAAUGCUGCAGACUGCAAUAAAGGAAAUGCUACCAAUGUUACCAGAAGGAGUCCCGGAAAAGCAUCCAUCAUGGCCGAUAGGUUUCCCACAGCCCUUCAAACCAUCGUCUCGUUUUGAAGUUAUCCAAUGGGAAUACUUCAACCAUAACGUGUCGUAUGGAUUUACAGAGGUUAACCCACAAGUAAAACUCGAAGGGGCUUUCAAACAGGACACGGAAGAGGUGAUCCAAACGGCAGCCAGAAUGCUUACACAUGAAGACCCGAGCAAAAAAGCACAUCUUAUAAACGGUUAUCGUCGUGUGGAUCCUUGUCGCGGCGCUGAGUAUAUCUUAGAUAUGCAGCUAACGACGCAAAGCGGUGGCGUCGAACGGCGUCGUGUUCAUAUGCUAAGACCUUUUACCAAAGUUGAGAGUAUAAAAAUGACGGCGACAACUGAACAACGUGGCGUGCACUUGGUUGUACCGGUUCUUAAAGGGCAAGUCGAGAAGCUCGAACUGUUCCUCAAGAUGUAUCAGAAAGUAUGUUUACAAACUGGUGAAAAUGUCGUGUUGUUAACGGUGUUUGUGAAUGUCAGGGACGACGCAGAUGAUAGUCAGACGCAGGAUAAGUUUGCUGACGGCAAAGCAGUGAUUGCAAGRUACAAGCAAAAAUACACUUGGGCUCAGUUUCCAUGGAUACAAAUAGGCGUGCAGUAUAAUUCUCUCACUUUGCUGAUGGACAUUGUAACUAUGAAACUACCUUCCAACGCUCUGAUCUUCCUGACAUCUCUUGAUGUCGAAUUUACUAUUGGUUUUCUUAAUCGAUGCCGYGUUAACGCKCUGAAUGGCCAGCAGGUGUUUUUCCCUAUUCCCUUUUCUCACUACGACCCAGAUAUCAUUUAUCGCGACAAAAAAUAUCCAGACGAAAUUCAUGUACAUCGAGAUACAGGCCAUUGGUCUACCGACACAUUYGACUUGGUGUGUUUUAACAACAAGGACUACAAGGACAAUCGAGUCCACAGUGAAGAGUUUUUAAAAGAAACCGAAUAUCAUCCUAAAGAUUUCAUGAAAGUAUUUAUUAAUAGUAAACUUCAYAUUUUCCGCGCUGUUGAUGUGGAUUUACACAAGAAGUAUCAAGAAAAGUCUUGUCCAAAAAAGAGUUCCAACGACCAAAGUGAAUGCUUGGAGAAGAAGGCGGAAGCAAUGGCAUCUCGCUCGCAGUUGGCUUUACUGCUUUUUGAUAAAGAACUUGAACAAGAAAAAGGGGAUUAAAAUAAAAGACGCUUUGUAUACUUUUAAAAUUCGUACAUAUACUCAAAACAUUCCAGAAGUCCGCUUUCUUCUUCUUGUCUCUUCAGCAUACAUAUAAGAAAAAAUAUCCAACGCGUUCAUCCCGAUAAGACUUUAUUUCGUGUACCUGAGGGGGCUAUUUUGAUGUUGCGUUGACCCAGCUGAAUAAUUAGAAACGGGUAGUACAUUACAAGGUGUGUAUGGGUUCUGAACUUAGGAAGUCAUAUGGUUUUUAUAUUCAAAUUUUCCCGGCAUGGAAAAUCCCGGGAUGCAAUUUCGUCAAAGGUCAUGGGAAGUCAGAAAAAACUAAUAAUAGCUAUCUUAUAAUUAUGUYUUCAUUCACUAAAUAAAAAAAGUGGCCUAUUUCAUAAAACAGACAGCGUCGCUCAAUCGUGUUGCACAAAAUGACAACCGAUUGAAGGACACGUGCACGAACUGCGAACUUAAGCAAUGUGCAGCGACGCCAUUCUAUGCAGCAAAGCAUGAUAUGGUAGUUGUGAAUCCUCGGACUUCAUUACGUUAAAAAAGUCUUCCUGAAAUGUUUUGACUUUUUCUAAACCAAACUAAAACURAACGUUUCUACAAAGAAAGCUUAAAAAAUAGAAUUAAUGGGAAAAAAAGAUAGCCUUUCUUUUAAAAUUUUACAAGUCGACGAAAAAUCACCAAUUAUUGUACUGUUCAAGUUAUAUAAAUGUACAUGUUGCCUCUUGUAAACUAAAUCUCGGUGAAACUUUUCAAUAAAAUAAAAUAAUAA